Molecule: messenger RNA, 1026 nt
Organism: Xylona heveae TC161
Lineage: Eukaryota; Fungi; Ascomycota; Xylonomycetes; Xylonales; Xylonaceae
Exons: 1
Coding region: 237-857 (206 amino acids)
Source: RefSeq, a predicted model, not a curated record
CUUACUCCGCAUACCCUAUUCUCAAAUGCUGACGAUUUUUUUUUGUAAAUAGGACGUAAUAAGGGCUUGCUUGAACUUGACUUGAAGCUUGAUGAUUUGCUUGAGAUGCAGAAAGCUGGUCAGGAAGAUCUCGACCUGGAGUACGUUCAGAUCAACGUAAACCGGGUUCUUGUCUUACUCAACAAGCGAUUUUCUCGAAAGAAGGGGUGGUAAGCGUUGCACAAACACUGGGGGCGAUGCGAAGCCAGCAUCAGUAUAUUUGCGUAGGCCCCCAAUCUCUGUGCAUAAUCGGGCCUCUACAAUCUUUCAGUGAUUCCCGCCAAUACAUAUUCGGGUUGUUUUUUAUUUCUACUCAUGGGCAUGCAUUCAAAACGCCAAAUGAAUGUACGAUUUGCGGGACAGGUGCUUAUUGGUCAUGGCAGGGCGGGAGUACAGUGGGAUACCUCUUUUUAAUUACCUUUUUUAUUAAUCUUCGGCACAGCAUUUCUGCCCUGUACUUUGACAGUCGCAUUUGUUGGCGAGUCAUCUCGUUUAUUUAUUUUAUCCAUCUCAAGGCUUUUCUCCUGGGGUGCGACAAGAGGUCUGGUUCUUUUCAUCAUUUUCAUCCUCUCGGUCUGAAUGGCUUUCUGGGUCUGGCAUGGCAUGUUUGCCUCUUUCAAGUUCGAUUCCCCUUGGCGAUGUACGGGCUUUGCUCCGCUUCCAGCCUUUGUUCUCUUCGCUCCGGGCUGGCCUGGAAGGAAGAUAAGAGAGCGGCGGUUUUCUGUUUGGCUAGUUAUUUUUUCAGAUUUGUUUUUCCAUUUCGUUUCCUCUCUUUUCUCUCUUCUUUCCUAGGGAUCUUCCUGUUGAAUUUCUUUUAAUUGUUGUUUCGAAAGUGCUGGGAAGAUUUACUAUCUUGAUGAAACAUGAAGUUUUCUUUUUAUUGUGGGCAAGGUCGAAACAUUUGAGCAAAAGCAGCUCGGAAGACAUGGUAGGGUAUUUAGACGCGGGUGAGCACUCGCGGGUAAUAUGGCUUAAUUUGAUACCAUG